This is a messenger RNA of Lactuca sativa (garden lettuce), 891 nucleotides long. RefSeq lists its product as uncharacterized. Gene Ontology annotation, biological process: proteolysis. Gene Ontology annotation, molecular function: aspartic-type endopeptidase activity. The record is from RefSeq and is a predicted model, not a curated record. NCBI's taxonomy places the organism in Eukaryota, Viridiplantae, Streptophyta, Magnoliopsida, Asterales, Asteraceae.
AUGCCAAAUCUGAAAGAACAGGUCCCUGAAAAGCCAUAUCAGCCUCCAAUGCCAUACCCAACCCGAGCUAAGAAGGAGAAGCAGGAAGAGGAGUACCAGAAGUUCUUAGAUCACAUAAAGACUCUUCAAAUCAACAUACCCUUCUUUGAAGUUGUCGUCCAAAUGUCCAAAUAUGCCGAGUUCCUCAAGGAACUUCUUACUAAUAGAAGGAAGAUGGAAGAAGUGAAGAAGGUGGUUCUUAAUGAAAACUGUUCAGCUGCUAUUCUAAAUAAGCUACCAAAGAAGAAAGUUGACCCGGGGACCUUAACACUACCUUGCCAAUUUGGCAACUUAGCUAUAAUUCAUGCCUUAGCUGAUUCGGGAUCAAGUGUCAACUUAAUGCCAUAUUCAUUCUUCAAGAAGUUGGAUCUCCCGGAACCAAGGCCAAUUCGCAUGGCAAUCCAUUUAGCAAACAAGAUAGUCACUUUCCCAAGGGGUAUAUGCGAAGAUUUGCUGGUCAAGGUGGACAAAUUCAUCUUUCCCACUGACUUUAUUAUUCUAGACAUGGAGACGGAUCCUCAAGUCCCGAUCAUCCUCGGAAGACCCUUCCUCAACACUGCGAGUGCUAUAGUAGAUAUUCAGGAUUCAAAGCUUACCUUGUGGGUAGGUGAUGAUUCUGUAACCUUUGGGGUUGAUCAAGCUAUGAAGUAUUCAAGGAACAGUGAUGACACGACUUUCUCAAUCGACAUGCUAGACGAACUAUUGGAGGAGUGUGUAGAGGAAGAUUCCAACGAGUCCACAAAUGUUGAUGAAGAAUUUGAUGCAGAAAAAGACUUAAUGGAGAUCGAAAGGCUGCUGGAAGAAGCUGAAUAUGAAGAAAUAAUGAAGAAAUCUGAGAGCCCUACUCGUUGA